CAAUCCGCCACGGGAGCAACGCGAGGACUAUAAAUACGAGGAGUCGGCCACGUGGGGGAGUAUCCCAUCCUCGUAGUUCGUUUCUUUUUAUUUCCUUUUUCCUUUUCUGUUUCUCUUCCGUCUCUAAAUAUGCCGAUGCCAUAUUCUUCGCCUUCCUCCGAGAGGGGUAUGUAACUUCACUCUCGCUCGCCCGUGCGAGCGCGCGCGCGAGCGCUAUCACCGGGAGAGGGACAAACAAAAGAGUGAAAGACGUUUAUGCCCGUGGGACAAAGAUCGUCGCGCAUAAAUCGCCCCGCGUGUAAACACCUCGAGCUAUACGUAAACAGAUUUUAAAGAUGAGAAUAUAGAGACGAAAAACAAAAAGUGUAAAAUCGGUAAUGCAGUGUAACAUUCUUAUCACGAGCGAUAACAUCUUCAAAAACAUCAGCAUAGAUGGAGCGAAUGUAGCUUAUCGUUAAUACGCAUUAGCACGCUACGAAAAUAUUUUCCCUCCUGGUGUAUAUACAAAAUUACAUCUGCUGUUUCGAAACUAAAUAAAAUGGCUAGUACUGCUGUGGCAGCAGGUAUUGGCCUUGCUGCUGUGGGCUUUGCCGGUCGUUAUUUGCUCAAGAGAAUGCCAAAUUUAUCGCAGAAGAUGGCUGAGACAGUGAAGAAGCUAGAUUCCCAGUCACUAGCAAACAACAAGUAUUAUAAAGGUGGUUUUGAGCCAAAAAUGACCAGGCGAGAAGCUAGUUUAAUCUUGGGGGUGUCGCCCACAGCUGGUAAAGGGAAAGUAAAAGAACAAUUUAAAAAAGUUAUGUCUGUAAAUCAUCCAGAUCGCGGUGGUUCUCCAUAUAUUGCUGCAAAAAUUAAUGAGGCAAAGGAUUUACUUGACAAAUAAUAAAACAAGGUCAUGUAGUACACAUUUGUAAUAUAUCUGACUUUUAUGUUACUUUAGGAACCAAAUUUUAAUGUACAUAGUUAUCAAUAUUAUUUUAUCUUGUACAUUAUCUACUCUUUAUAAUAAAUAAGCUAUUUUUUUGAAGCUGCAUGCUAAA
Messenger RNA from Cataglyphis hispanica, 1037 nucleotides. Its product is annotated as mitochondrial import inner membrane translocase subunit TIM14. Bases 539 to 880 code for a protein of 113 amino acids. The transcript is spliced from 4 exons. Gene Ontology annotation, cellular component: PAM complex, Tim23 associated import motor. The record is from RefSeq and is a predicted model, not a curated record. Gene Ontology annotation, molecular function: ATPase activator activity. NCBI's taxonomy places the organism in Eukaryota, Metazoa, Arthropoda, Insecta, Hymenoptera, Formicidae. Gene Ontology annotation, biological process: protein import into mitochondrial matrix.